GGGCCGGAGCGGCGCCUGAGCAGGAAGAAGCGGGCUCGGCGGCGGCGCUGCCGGCGGGAUGGAUCUGUUCGGGGACCUCCCGGAGCCCGGCUCCUCGGCGGCGGGGAAGGAAGCCCAGAAAGGGCCUCUGCUCUUUGACGACCUCCCACCAGCCAGCAGUGCUGACUCAGGAAAAGGAGGCUCUCUACUCUUCGAUGAUCUUCCACCAGCCAGCAGCAGUGACACAGCCUCCGGUGCUACUGAGCAAGUCUCAUCAGCAGGGAGCCAUGGGAAAGGGGAGAAGAGAAAGUCCUUGGAGGAGGAAGAGAAGAAUGGCAGGGAAGAACUUGUGGAAAAGAAAGUUUGUAAAGGGUCAGUGGGCAUUCUUGGAUUGAAGGGUUAUGUGGCAGAGAGGAAAGGUGAAAGAGAAGACAUGCAGGAUGCACAUGUCAUCUUAAAUGAUAUCACCGAGGAAUGCCAGCCUCUGCCCUCCCAAAUCACGCGUGUCUCGUACUUCGCUGUUUUUGAUGGCCACGGGGGAGUCCGAGCCUCAAAAUUUGCAGCACUGAAUCUGCACCAAAAUCUGAUUAAGAAAUUUCCUAAAGGUGAGGUAGUCAGCGUGGAGAAAACUGUGAAGAGAUGCCUUUUGGACACCUUCAAACACACAGAUGAAGAGUUUCUAAAGCAGGCAUCCAGCCAGAAGCCAGCAUGGAAGGAUGGCUCCACAGCUACUUGUGUCCUAGCUGUUGACAAUAUUCUCUACAUAGCCAACCUCGGGGACAGCCGGGCGAUUCUGUGUCGUUAUAAUGAAGAGAGUCAGAAACAUGCAGCUUUAAGCCUCAGUAAAGAGCACAACCCCACCCAGUAUGAGGAGCGUAUGCGGAUACAGAAAGCUGGGGGAAAUGUCAGGGACGGAAGAGUCCUAGGAGUGCUGGAGGUUUCCCGCUCCAUUGGGGAUGGCCAGUACAAACGCUGUGGUGUCAUCUCUGUGCCAGAUAUCAAACGCUGCCAACUCACACACAAUGACAGGUUCAUUCUGAUAGCAUGUGAUGGUCUCUUUAAAGUCUUUACACCAGAAGAAGCUGUGAACUUCAUUGUAUCCUGCCUGGAGGAUAAGAACAUCCAGAUGAGAGAAGGGAAGCUAGAAGCAGACGCUAGAUAUGAAGCUGCAUGUAACAGACUGGCCAACAAGGCAGUACAGCGAGGGUCAGCAGACAAUGUCACGGUCAUGGUGGUCCGGAUAGAGCACUGAGAGAUGAGGUGCGGCAGCAGGACUCCCAGCUUGCGGCAGAUGUAAGGGAAGGGAGAAGUCGGUAUGCGUGCAUAUUUGGCUGGGAGAGGGAGGGUCCUGCUGGAUGCUCUUCAGUGUAAAUAAAGUUGUUUUUGUUUUUUUUC
Molecule: messenger RNA, 1374 nt
Organism: Grus americana (Whooping crane)
Lineage: Eukaryota; Metazoa; Chordata; Aves; Gruiformes; Gruidae
Gene: ILKAP
Product: ILK associated serine/threonine phosphatase
Exons: 12
Coding region: 59-1231 (390 amino acids)
Biological process (GO): protein dephosphorylation
Molecular function (GO): cation binding; protein serine/threonine phosphatase activity
Source: RefSeq, a predicted model, not a curated record